CGCCCCGGGGCGGGGCUUCUGCCGGAUCCCCGCUGCCCUUUCCUCCGCGGACUCUGCGGAGGCUGCUGUGUCCUGCAGAGCUCCGAGCACGUGCCGUGCCCAGCUGCCAAUUUCAAGAGAUGCCUGCCUGGAUAACUUGGAAGUAAAAGUGGUCUUCACCUCCUUAAAGGAAGUAGUAACUUACAAUCAGGCAAGUGUGGUUAUCAGAUCUGAAUGAGAAAACUGACUCCAUCAGGACUUCAGGUUUCUGACACCAUGUUUUGAGUAAUAGUUGUCUGCUGGUUCUCAGCUUGAAGAAGAUUCUACAGUCCUUAUUGAUCCUUUUUCUUGGCGUUACCAUUUUUGAAGCAAAGUUAACCUAGCUUUCUAGUUUGAGCUUUCUUUUUGGCCGUCUUUAAAAACAAUUUUUUUUUUGAUCUAUAAAAUAGACAAGAGAUAGUUCUACAAUGUCCAAGUCAUUCCAGCAGUCAUCUCUCGGUAGGGACUCACAGGGUCAUGGGCGUGACCUGUCUGCAGCAGGAAUAGGCCUUCUUGCUGCUGCUACCCAGUCUUUAAGUAUGCCAGCAACUCUUGGAAGGAUGAACCAGGGUACUGCACGCCUUGCUAGUUUAAUGAAUCUUGGAAUGAGUUCUUCAUUGAAUCAACAAGGAGCUCAUAGCGCACUGUCUUCUGCUAGUACUUCUUCCCAUAAUUUGCAGUCUAUAUUUAACAUUGGAAGUAGAGGUCCACUCCCUUUGUCUUCUCAACACCGUGGAGAUGCAGACCAGGCCAGUAAUAUUUUGGCCAGCUUUGGUCUUUCUGCUAGAGACUUAGAUGAACUGAGUCGUUAUCCAGAGGACAAGAUUACUCCUGAGAACUUGCCCCAAAUCCUUCUACAGCUUAAAAGGAGGAGAACUGAAGAAGGCCCUACAUUGAGUUAUGGUAGAGAUGGCAGAUCUGCUACACGGGAGCCACCAUACAGAGUACCUAGGGAUGAUUGGGAAGAAAAAAGGCACUUUAGAAGAGAUAGCUUUGAUGAUCGUGGUCCUAGUCUCAACCCAGUGCUUGAUUAUGACCAUGGAAGUCGUUCUCAAGAAUCUGGUUAUUAUGACAGAAUGGAUUAUGAAGAUGACAGAUUAAGAGAUGGAGAAAGGUGUAGGGAUGAUUCUUUUUUUGGUGAGACCUCGCAUAACUAUCAUAAAUUUGACAGUGAGUAUGAGAGAAUGGGACGUGGUCCUGGCCCCUUACAAGAGAGAUCUCUCUUUGAGAAAAAAAGGGGCGCUCCUCCAAGUAGCAAUAUUGAAGACUUCCAUGGACUCUUACCGAAGGGUUAUCCCCAUCUGUGCUCUAUAUGUGAUUUGCCAGUUCAUUCUAAUAAGGAGUGGAGUCAACAUAUCAAUGGAGCAAGUCACAGUCGUCGAUGCCAGCUUCUUCUUGAAAUCUACCCAGAAUGGAAUCCUGACAAUGAUACAGGACACACAAUGGGUGAUCCAUUCAUGCUGCAACAGUCCACAAACCCAGCACCAGGAAUUCUGGGACCUCCACCUCCUUCAUUUCAUCUUGGAGGACCAGCAGUUGGGCCAAGAGGAAAUCUGGGUGCUGGUAAUGGGAACCUACAAGGACCAAGACACAUGCAAAAAGGCAGAGUGGAAACCAGCAGAGUUGUUCACAUUAUGGAUUUUCAGCGAGGAAAAAACUUGAGAUACCAACUAUUGCAACUGGUGGAACCAUUUGGAGUCAUUUCAAAUCAUCUGAUUUUAAAUAAAAUUAAUGAGGCAUUUAUUGAAAUGGCAACCACAGAAGAUGCUCAGGCUGCAGUGGAUUAUUAUACAACCACACCAGCGUUAGUAUUUGGCAAGCCAGUGAGAGUGCAUUUAUCCCAGAAGUAUAAGAGAAUAAAGAAACCUGAAGGAAAACCAGACCAGAAGUUUGAUCAAAAGCAAGAACUUGGACGUGUGAUACAUCUCAGCAAUUUACCACAUUCUGGCUAUUCUGACAGUGCUGUCCUCAAGCUUGCUGAGCCUUAUGGGAAAAUAAAGAAUUACAUAUUGAUGAGAAUGAAAAGUCAGGCAUUUAUUGAGAUGGAGACCAGAGAAGAUGCAAUGGCAAUGGUUGACCAUUGUCUGAAGAAGGCACUUUGGUUUCAGGGGAGAUGUGUUAAAGUUGACUUGUCUGAAAAAUAUAAAAAACUAGUGCUGAGGAUUCCUAACAGAGGCAUUGACUUACUGAAAAAAGACAAAUCCCGAAAAAGAUCCUAUUCUCCAGACGGAAAAGAAUCCCCAAGUGAUAAGAAGUCCAAGACUGAUGGUUCACAGAAGACUGAGAGUCCAGCUGAGGGUAAAGAACAAGAAGAAAAGUCAGGCGAAGAUGGUGAAAAAGACACUAAGGAUGACCAGGCAGAACAGGAACCCAGUAUGCUUCUUGAGUCUGAAGAUGAGCUGCUUGUGGAUGAGGAAGAAGCAGCAGCUCUCCUAGAAAGUGGUAGUUCAGUGGGUGAUGAGACUGACCUUGCUAAUUUAGGGGAUGUGUCGUCCGAUGGAAAAAAGGAGCCUUCAGAUAAAGCUGUGAAAAAAGAUGCAAGUGCUUCAGCAGCAUCCAAGAAAAAACUUAAAAAGGUGGACAAGAUGGAGGAACUUGAUCAAGAAAAUGAAGCUGCCUUGGAAAAUGGAAUUAAAAAUGAGGAAAAUACAGAACCAGGUGCUGAAUCUGCUGAGAAUGCUGAUGAUUCAAACAAAGACACAAGUGAAAAUUCAGAUGGCCAAAAUGAUGAAAACAAGGAGGACUAUACAAUUCCAGAUGAGUAUAGAAUUGGACCAUAUCAGCCUAAUGUUCCUGUUGGUAUAGACUAUGUGAUACCUAAAACAGGGUUUUACUGUAAGCUGUGUUCACUCUUUUAUACAAAUGAAGAAGUUGCAAAGAAUACUCAUUGCAGCAGCCUUCCUCAUUAUCAGAAAUUAAAGAAAUUUCUGAAUAAAUUGGCAGAAGAACGGAGACAGAAGAAGGAAACUUAAGAUGUACAAGAAGCUUAAUUAUUUCAAGGAAAACAAUGGUUCUUUGAUUUUAAUGUUAACCUUUUUUAAAUACAAUACCGAUAGUUAGAAAACUAUUGUACUCUUUUGUUUUAGUGGAAAAAUAAUAGAUGUCUGUUCAUGUGUUUAAGUGUUAUAGCAGAAAGUACACAUAUGGUUAAGUUAAUGAAAAAGUUUUUGUUUCAUCAGAAUGGCAACAGACAAAAGUACUUCCUAGAGAUUGACUGUUAUAAGCUAUGAAAAACAACUUGCACCACUAAGAGAAAGAUAACAGAACCAUUCAGAAAAAUGAAAUUUAGUAGUUUGAGGCUUCAAAGAAAUGUCAACUUUUGAUUCCAUUCAAUAAAGAACAAAACCAAUUGUAUUUUUUAUUACUUUUCAUCUAAAACAUUCCACAUUUUAAUCUGAGCCUUGCAGACUUUUCAUUUGACUUCGGAAGCUGUUUUGGUUGCAUUUCAUUUUUAGAGAACUUCAUUCAUGUGAGAUUGGCAAUUGGAAUGCAGGUGCAGUUUUCUUUUAAUGUCACACUGUUUAGAUGAUAAGAAAUAUUAAGUAAUUGGCUUUAGAUUUGUAAUUUUUUUCCCUGAGUUCCUGCUAGGUUUCGUAUUCUAGUAGUCAAAUGUUAUUUCAGUGAAAUGUAAAAAUAUUCCUGUUCUCUUUGACCAGUAUUAAUUUCUUGAAAACCUAUUGCUUGUCACUUGAAUCCUGUAGUUGUCAUACAUCUCUGGUAUAAGCAACAUUUGAUUUUUGAAGUGUGUGAACCAUCUCUAUAUUUUCAGGAUGUGAUUUUACAUUUCUGCCUUUUAAAAACAGUUUGGACAUAAUUCUAUACGCACGCUUCUAAUUCAUGUACCUGCACAUGUGACCUUUGUGAGCAGAACUUUGCAUGUAUAAUCUAUGUUUACUUGUAACUCUCUGGUUAUAUACUGCUUAUAUCUGUGGAUUCAAGUUACUGAAGUGAAUACCAAUAAAAAAAAAAAUAGGCCAUGUUGAAUGGAUGGUUAAACGUUUGGAAUGUUAACCAAAAUAUUUGUCAGUUGUGACUUUUUAUUCACUAUUACAUUUUGUGCAUGCUUAACGAAUUAUUCUUGAGUGUAGAUUUGGUGUUCUAAAAACUACUAAAGAUCUCGGUUUACUCCUGGUGGAUUUCUUGUUCUUGUUACAUAAAUAAAAAUGAGGCUUUUUAGUUUAAA
Cricetulus griseus (Chinese hamster) is the source of this 4201-nucleotide messenger RNA. NCBI's taxonomy places the organism in Eukaryota, Metazoa, Chordata, Mammalia, Rodentia, Cricetidae. The record is from RefSeq and is a predicted model, not a curated record.